AUGAAGCGUAUUUGCUCUCAUGAAGUGCUCCAAGAUGCCAGCAAAAGUUUGAUCAGAGAGGAAGAAGAUCUGCACAGAGAACGAGAACUCUCGUAUUCAUCAGCAGCAAUGGCUCGUGGAUUUCUUCUCAUCUGUACGACUCUAGCAAUUUCCUUGGGUAGAGAGGAAAGAUCUGCACAAAGCUCUCUGUUUUCAUCAGCAGCAAUGUCUAGUGGAUUGCUUCUGUUCUUCUGGUUGAUCUUCUCUUUUCAUCUAAUCUCUUUGUCAACUUCAUCAGAAGAUACAAGCUUUGUUUUCAACGGCUUUGUACAAGCAGAUCUUUCUCUUGAUGCGUCUGCUACAUUGCUUCCCAAUGGAUUAGUGCAGCUUGCCAAAGAUUCUCACCAUGAAAUGGGUCAAGCUUUCAUCAAGAAGCCAAUAGUGUUCAGCUCCUCUAAACCACUCUCCUUCUCAACGCACUUCGUUUGCGCUUUAGUGCCUAAGCCUGGAUUCAAAGGCGGUCACGGCAUCACCUUUGUGAUAUCUCCUUCCGUGGACUUCACGCGGGCGCAACCAACUGUGUACUUGGGGAUCUUCAACGCCUCAACGAAUGGAUCUGCCUCUUCUCACCUGUUUGCUGUUGAGCUCGACACUGUUAAAAACUCAGACUUCCGUGAGACGAACAACAAUCACGUUGGCAUUGAUGUGAACAGUCCCAUCUCAGUCGAAUCAGCAGCAGCUUCUUACUUUUCCGAGACAGAGAAGAAGGAUGUGAGCAUUAACCUCUCAAGCGGUGAUCCUAUACAGGUCUGGAUUGAUUACGAAUGCACUGUACUCAAUGUCUCUGUGGCUCCUCUUGAAGCUGAGAAGCCAAGUCGGUCUCUUUUGUCACGACCCAUCAAUCUCUCUGAAGUGUUUCCGAUUAGAAGAUUGUUCGCUGGAUUCUCUGCGUCAACAGGGACACAGGUCAGCUACCAUUAUCUUCUUGGAUGGAGUUUUAGCACAAGCAGUGAGUUAUUACAGCUACUUGACAUCUCAAAACUUCCUCAAGUUCCUCGUCCUAAAGUUGAGCAUAAGAAACCAUAUGCUCUCAUUAUCGCACCUGUCGCUGCACUUGUUAUCAUAGUGAUAGCUGUUCUCGCAGGAGUUUAUUACCACAGGAAGAAGAAGUACGCUGAAGUAAGUGAGCCAUGGGAAAAGGAAUAUGGUACACACCGCUUCUCGUACAAAUCUUUAUACAUAGCAACAAAAGGGUUCCACAAGGAUAGGUUUCUCGGAAGAGGAGGCUUUGGAGUAGUGUACAGAGGAGAUCUCCCUGAGUGCAAACCUAUAGCUGUGAAGAGAGUGUCUCAUGAUGGUGAAGAAGGUAUGAAGCAAUUUGUAGCUGAAGUCGUGAGCAUGAGAAGUCUUAAACACAGGAACCUCGUUCCACUUCUUGGGUAUUGCAGGAGAAAAGGAGAGCUUUUACUUGUCUCCGAGUACAUGCCUAACGGUAGUCUUGACCAGCACUUGUUUGAUGGCCAAAGUCCGGUUCUCUCUUGGUCGCAAAGACUUGUGAUUCUCAAAGGUAUAGCUUCUGCUCUGUUUUAUCUCCACACGGGAGCUGAGCAAGUUGUUCUUCACCGAGAUAUCAAAGCUUCAAACGUUAUGUUAGACGCUGAGUUAAACGGUAGGUUAGGUGAUUUCGGUAUGGCGAGGUUUCAUGACCAUGGAGGCAACGCGGCAACAACAGCAGCGGUCGGGACUGUAGGUUACAUGGCACCUGAGCUAAUAACAAUGGGAGCUUCCACUGUAACUGACGUUUACGCCUUCGGCGUUUUCUUGCUUGAAGUAGCCUGCGGGAGGAAACCUGUGGAACCAGGGAUGCAAGUUGAGAAACGGUUUGUGAUCAAAUGGGUUUGUGAGUGCUGGAAGAAAGAUGCUUUGCUUGAUGCUAAAGAUUCGAGAUUUGGAGGAGAGUUCUUACAAGAGGAAGUCGAGUUGGUUUUGAAACUCGGGUUGCUUUGUACAAACAUCGUGCCGGAAUCAAGACCAACGAUGGAACAAGUGGUUCUUUACUUAAACGAGAACCUGCCAUUGCCUGAUUUCUCGCCGUAUACACUUGGGAUCGGCUCGUUUACUCCUGUAGUGGUCGAUGCAGCUUCGGUUACAGUCUCGUGGACUUCGAGAAACUGGUCAGCUCCUUCAGUCUCUUCUUCAUCAGCCAACAACUCAAAGGAUCAAGAGAAACCAUUGGAAUCUAAGAACUCUCUAAACGUAGUUGCGGAAUCAGAUGACAUCGAGUCUCGUCUCUCUAAUGCCAAAUAGUGGCAGGUAAUAAAAGUUUUUGCGUACCAUUGCAUGUGAUAGAUCUCAUUUCAAUUGUGUCUAUUUUUGUUUUGGUUAACAUCGAAUCGGUUUGAUUUACCCGGCUAAUACAUUUGGGCUUCCAUGAAUUAGUAGUAACGAUGAUUUCUUUAAAACAAUUGGGCCGAAUCACGGGACUCUUCUGGGUAACAGUUACUAGCCCAUUAGCCCGAAUUUGAAGUAAUAAAAUAAUUACAGUAAACGACAUUUUAAUCGAAAUCCGUACGCGUGAUCUGCACGCGCGUCAACGCACUCUCAACACAAAGCGACUUUGAAGUGCUUCUUCGCUCACGCCUCCGUCCCGGAAUCUCGCUGUCUUCGUUCUUUCCGGCGACCGAUUUCUACCUUGCAGCUCCGAGUCAUGGAAGAUUGUGGAUUGAUCAGGAAACAUAUGGAUUCCCCGAACCAGCUGUACUCCAAGGAUUUGAGAUUCGUAUGGGUGGGAAUAGCAUGAAACGUUUCUGCCAAAAGGAAAGUACUUUAGCUUGAUUUUGUUUGCUUACGUUGACCCUGGAAUAAACCAUAGUAGACCAUAAAAUGUUUUCAGCAGUAUUUAAUGUACAUGAUGGAUUAGAUUAUGCAAUAAUUAUGGUUUCUUUGAUUAUAUAAUCAUGUAGUCAAAUUUCUGAUGCUUUAUUGGGAAUAUAUUUGCGUUGGCUGGGCUACAGUUCCUUAGGAGAAAAAUGUUAGUUAAUGUGCAAGACUUGGUAUUGUUGAAAAAAGUUUAGUUUGACUUCUUCUCCUAAAGUUAUUGAGUAGACUUUGUUUAGCAAGCUUUAAAGAUCGAUUCUUACUGCAGAGAAAAGUUCUAUCCAUUAAUUUCAGACCCUCUCUUUCAAUUGUAAUGACUUGUAGACUUCAUCUGGUUUUGAUCUUCUCUUGCGUUCAUCUGAUUUCCUUGUCAGGUCAACAAGUAACCGGGUUUGUCUACAAUGGCUUCAAUCAAACAUAUCUUUUUAUCGAUGGUUUCGCCAAGAUCCUACCUGGUGGGCUUUUGCAGCUGACAAAUGCUACACAGCGGAAAACGGGUCAUGCUUUCUACAAGCAGCCAUUUGAUUUUGGUCCAUCUUCUUCAUCACUCUCGUUCUAUACGCAUUUUGUCUGUGCGCUUGUGCCUCCUAAGUUAGGAGCUGAUGGUGGUCAUGGGAUUGCCUUCGUUGUUUCUCCUUCCAUGAAUCUCUCUCAUGGGAUUGCAACUCAGUACUUGGGCGUCUUCAACAGCUCAACAAAUGGGACUUCCGCUUCUUCUCAUCUGCUAGCUAUUGAACUCGAUACUGUUAGUACAAUAGAGUUUGGUGAGUUUGACAAGCCUCAUGUUGGGAUUGAUGUGAACAACCCGAUAUCUGUUGAAUCUGCCCUCCCUUCUUACUUUUCCAACGCCUCAGGGAAGAAUGAAAGCAUAAAUCUCCUGAGUGGGCAGUCUAUCCAGGUAUGGGUGGAUUACGAUGGAUUCUUGCUAAAUGUUUCGCUGGCCCCUAUAGAAAUCCAGAAACCAGACCGGCCUCUUAUGUCAAGGGCCAUCAAUCUUUCAGAUGUUUUUCAAGAUACAAUGUUUGUUGGGUUCGCUGGAGCAACGGGGCAACUGACUAGUAACCAGUAUAUACUUGGGUGGAGUUUUAGUAGGAGCAAAGAAUCAUUACAGGGCUUGGACCUUUCUAAUCUCCCUCAGGCUCCUCUUCCUAAAGAUGAACCAGAGAAACUAUUACCACUGCUUAUUGGUUUGGUCGUCUUAUUGGUGGUCCUUGUACUGGUGGUUCUCGGAGGGGUUUAUUGGUACAGGAGAAACAAGUACGCAGAAGUAAGAGAAUCAUGGGAAAUAGAAUACGGUCCACACAGAUUUUCCUACAAGUCUUUGUACAAAGCAACAAAUGGAUUUGCCAGAGAAAGUCUUGUUGGAAGAGGUGGGUUUGGAGAAGUCUACAAAGGAACUCUCCCCCUGAGCAGACAUAUAGCUGUGAAAAGACUGUCCCACGAUGCAGAGCAAGGAAUGAGACAGUUUAUCGCAGAAGUUGUAACUAUGAGAAGUUUACAGCACCGAAACUUGGUUCCUCUUCUCGGGUAUUGCAGGAGAAGAGGUGAGUUGCUUCUGGUCUCUGAGUACAUGCCUAAUGGUAGUCUUGACCAAUACUUGUUUCAUGACCAAAAUCCUUCUCCUUCAUGGUUGCAAAGGAUCUCUAUUCUUAAGCAUAUUGCCUCGGCUCUCAGUUACUUACAUACAGGAGCCACACAAGUUGUUUUGCACCGGGAUAUAAAAGCUUCUAACGUCAUGUUAGAUGGUGAAUUCAACGGAAGGUUAGGAGAUUUUGGUAUGGCCGAGUUUCAUGACCCCAGAGGCAUCUUAUCUGCAACAGCCGCUGUGGGAACUAUAGGUUACAUGGCACCUGAGAUAAUAACAACGGGAACUUCUACAGAAACCGAUGUGUAUGCCUUUGGUGUUUUCCUUCUUGAAGUAACUUGUGGAAGACGACCUGUGGAACUCGAGCGUCCAGUGGAAAAGCAAUAUCUGGUCAAGUGGGUUUGUGAAUGCUGGAAAAGAGGUUCUUUACUUGAGACCAGAGAUCCAAGAUUGGGAAGAGGAUUCUCACCUGGAGAAGUCGAGAUGGUUCUGAAACUUGGCUUGCUCUGCACAAAUGCUAUGCCAGAAUCAAGGCCUGCCAUAGGACAAGUGGUGCAAUACCUAAGCCUGGACUUACCCUUACCGGAUUUUUCUCCGUAUACUCCAGGUAUUGGAGCUUUUAUGCCGGUGUCAAUGGUAGCAUCAUCUGCAAUUGGUUUUCCUAGUUCAAGGAACUCAUCAAUACAUAUGUUUGUUUCUCACACGAUCCUUGAAGGCCAUGGAAGAUGAAAUCUAAGAAACUGUGUCUUCUCUGCAUCUAACGUUUCCAGCUACUUAAAGAAUCAACUGUUGUUGGUUUAGAUUGAGUCUGAUCUUGUCUUGUGCAUAGUGUCUUAAAUGCGAAAGGUACUGUCUUAUUAAUUUCCUUUGACCGUAAGUGGCCAAGAGAAUUUAUAACUUUUGUAACUGUUUUCUUGUGUUGACAUUACAUGAGAAGUAGAAAAGGUGAACUCUGUUUUUUUUUUCUUUUCUGAAUUUUCCUAUUAUGCAUAUCAUUGGAGCAA
This is a messenger RNA of Thlaspi arvense, 5445 nucleotides long. The record is from the annotation of a GenBank genome assembly. Lineage: Eukaryota; Viridiplantae; Streptophyta; Magnoliopsida; Brassicales; Brassicaceae.